AUGGCUUCGGACUCAGAGCUUCGAACAUCCACCGGAAAGCAAACUUUGAUAACCCUAACUCCGGAAUUCACUUCGAAAGGAAAAGAGAAAGUUGAUGAUGAAAUCAACGGCGAAGUUGAAGGUGCUGCCAUGGAUUCUUCGAUAACCCUAACUCCGGAAUUCACUUCGAAAGGGAAAGAGAAAGUCGAUGAUGAAAUCAACGGCGAUGUUGAAGGUGCUGCCAUGGAUUCUGACUGGAAGACCUGCGGUAUCUGUUUGUGUGAGGGUGGGAAGGCUAUCAGAGGUUGGAUCGAUAGCUGUGAUCACUACUUCUGUUUCGUCUGCAUUAUGGAGUGGUCGAAAGUGGAAUCUCGUUGUCCCAUGUGCAAACAAAGAUUCAGUACCAUUCGUCGGCAGCCGGAAGAUGGGGUUUUUCUUCGUGAACGGAUCUUUGACAUCCCUUUUUGUGAUCAGGUACACCCAAGUGGGGAGAUGCAGAGCCAGUCAGUGGCUGUUGAGCAGCCAUCACGUAUGCGACAGUCUGAUACACCGCCUACUAGAGUGUCUGAUCCAUAUAUGACACAAGAGAACGCUGACUCUGAUGCUAGUUUGGGUGGAAUGGAUUCAGAUUCUGCUCCAAGAAUGAUCCGGAGGCGAGGAAGAGCAAGGGGCCUCAAAAUUGAGUCAUUGCCCCCUGGCCAGAAAGUGCAAGUCUCAGUAAAUGAGUAUGGUCAACCAUCCAGUGAGGAAACAGCCCAGUUAAUGACUUGGAUUGGGCUACUUGCACGGGAUACGUCGUUGCUGCCAUGCAAUUAUCCAGAUUGGAGGAAAAUGCCGAAGGAGUACAAAGAGAAUGCGUGGAACAAAAUUAUUGAGAAAUUUAGCAUUGAUGAUGAUUCUAAGAAGUGGGCAUUUUGUAAGUUGAAUGACCGCUGGAGGGACUUUAAGCGUGACUUGAAGAGAAAUAUAUAUGAUAGGUAUACCGUGCACCAAGACCGGGUUCUGAAUCGUGAUGAACGUGUUCCAAUGGAGCAGUGGUUAGAUCUCCUCCGCAUGUGGGAUUCUGAAAGUUGUAAGGCCAUGUGUCGGCGUAAUAAGAUUAACAGGUCCAAGCUACGUAUGAAACAUACAGCAGGGAAGAGAAGUUUCGCUCAAAUACGAGAGAUGAAGCGUAUGGAGCACCCAGAUGGAGUGCCUCCCUCUCGGAUGGAGCUUUUCUUUGAGACACAUCUUAAGAAGGAUGGAUCUGCUGUAGACAGCACAUCAGAGGAGAAAAUUGUAUGGUUAUUAACCUUUAAUGUUCCUUGUCUUGCUUUAUUUAUUCUCUUGCUUGAAGGAUAUGAUACAGAUGUUGAAACUCCUGAAUAG
Telopea speciosissima is the source of this 1347-nucleotide messenger RNA. RefSeq lists its product as uncharacterized. The transcript has 7 exons. Bases 1 to 1347 code for a protein of 448 amino acids. NCBI's taxonomy places the organism in Eukaryota, Viridiplantae, Streptophyta, Magnoliopsida, Proteales, Proteaceae. The record is from RefSeq and is a predicted model, not a curated record.